Sabethes cyaneus is the source of this 1609-nucleotide messenger RNA. Its product is annotated as transcription factor grauzone-like. The transcript is spliced from 3 exons. NCBI's taxonomy places the organism in Eukaryota, Metazoa, Arthropoda, Insecta, Diptera, Culicidae. Gene Ontology annotation, molecular function: DNA-binding transcription factor activity; zinc ion binding. The coding region runs from base 74 to 1540 and encodes 488 amino acids. The record is from RefSeq and is a predicted model, not a curated record. Gene Ontology annotation, cellular component: nucleus.
UCAUUUUUAUACAAGAAGCAGUUGUUGUUUACCAAAGGAACACAAUAACAAUUGAUUAAGUUAAAGGUACUGUAUGGAAUCCUUAAAGAAUGGUUGUCGACUAUGCCUCGACCCAAUCGGCGAUAUUAUACAUUCUAUUGAAAAUUCGGAGUUUAAAAAACAGAUCGACUGUGUGUUCAGUUUUCCAAUCAAUAUAAAACAUGGAUAUCCUAGUAGUAUCUGCCAAAAUUGUUCGCAUCAAAUUUGCGAUUUUUAUAUUUAUUCGGAAAAGGUUCGUUUAAAUCAGGAAAAACUUGAGCAGAUUGCUGAAUCAAAAUCGUUCUUAGAAACGUUCAAAGUCGAACCGAUUGAAAAAGAUGAGCCAUCUGAAGUAAGUUUGGAUAAAAUAGAGCCGAAAGACGAACCCGAAGAAGAUUGCAAUGAACAAAGUGAUGGAGACAUUUUUGCAGAAUCGUACCGACUACCGGUCAGUCGGCCAAGAAAAAAACGUAAGAAAGAAGAACGGCCUAGACGAAAACGGGGUGAAAAGCCACCGGUUUUGGAACAAGAUGUUGUGAAACGAUACAACAUCAAAUCCAAAGAACAAUUGGAGCAAGAAGAUAAACUAAUAAAUGAGUUCUAUCGUAUGGUGUGCGAACUGUGCGGGGAGACUGCAUCAAAUUUUGCAUCUUUGGCUAAUCAUUUCAGAAAAAUACAUAGCCGGACAGGGUACAUAAGAUGUUGCAAGCGAAAGCUUCCUAAGAGAUAUCACCUAUUACAGCAUAUGGCAUUACAUAGUAAUCCAAGUGCUUUCCGAUGUGAGCUGUGUAAUAAGAAUUACAAGCACAAGGUGUAUUUGCUAUUGCAUCAGGCGAAAGCUCACGGAAGCGAAGAAGACCGUCCGUUCAAAUGCGACAGAUGCAAGCAAUCGUACGUUAAAGAAUACCUUCUUCGAAACCACAUGAUUAGCCACGAAAAGGUUCAAUGUCCACAGUGUAAUAAACUACUGGCCAAUAAGGCAGCAUUGAGUACGCAUAUAAUUAAUAAACACAGCGAUUUAGAUCGCAGAAUGAUUUGUGAUACCUGUGGUCAGGAGUUUUUAAACAAGGCUUGUUUCGAAAGGCACGUCAAACGACACUUGGGUGUUGAGGAAGUCGAACGCAAAUACCAAUGUCACAUCUGCCAGAAAUGGUUAAUGGGUGAGCGCGGAUUGCAGAAGCACCUUCAAUUUACACAUUACGAGCGCGAUCAGACUCACAUUUGCGAUAUUUGCAAUCAGCAGUAUCCGAACUCACGAGCACUUUGGAGUCACAAGCGCAUCGUCCACAUCGAGGAAAAGUUUGAAUGCGAAUUCUGCGGAAAGAAGUUCAAGCGAGCCAUCAAUUUAAAGGAGCAUCGAACUACACACACAGGUGAGGUGCUGUAUUCCUGUGAUAUUUGCGGUGCAACGAUGAAUUCCAACGCGAAUCUAUAUACCCAUACGAAAAAAAGUCACCCAUUAGAAUGGGCCGAAAAGCGAAGAAAAGCAGCGGAAGCGAAUGAACCCAAGAAGCAAGUUUAAUGCUCCACCGCAUGAUUUGGUUUUUUUAAGAAGGCAAUAAGGUAAAAAGCAAAUAGUACACAUGCUGUG